AUGGAAAGCUACGAGUUUUUUGCGAUCGUGUCUAAAAUCCAGUCGUUAGCGGUGUAUCAUUGUGAGAGACACACUUCAGUCACAACUGCAACCAUACCACCUUUCAAAAUGGCUCUGAAUUUGUUGGUGCCUCCACCAAAGAUCGAAGACAGAGAGUACGUGAAGCCAUAUCUUUGCGGAUCAGGGCCUGCUGACGUUUGGCCGUCCGUCUUUGAGGCUUACGCCAGGAAAGUCACCACUCCUGCGUCUGAUGAGUAUUAUCACGUUUUAGACGAUAUACGCAGCGGACUACAAUACGUGUUCCAAACUAAAAGCAAGUUGGUAUUAGCUAUCAGCGGGGCAGGUCACGCAGCUAUGGAGGCUGUGAUCACCAACUUGGUGGCCCCGGGAGAAACGUUACUCGUUGCUUGUAGGGGCAUGUGGGAUGAACGUGCUAUUGAAAUUGCAAAAAGAUUCGGUAUCAAUGUAGAAGUGACCCGAAUACCACUCUACUCAACUUUCUCUCACGAACAUUUAGAGAAUGAACUGAAGAGGUUACGUCCGACCGCAUUGUGCAUUACACACGGUGAUUCCUCAACAGGAAAUGUACAAAAAAUGCAGGGUUUAGGUGAUAUUUGUCAUAAAUAUGGGACUCUACUGAUUGUAGACACCGUUGUAUCUCUGGGAGGAGUACCCUUCCUAACCGACGAGUGGGGAAUUGACGGAGUAUUCUCUUCAACACAAAAAGCGUUAAGUGGACCAGCUGGUAUUUCCCCUGUAGCAUUUUCUGCACGAGCUGAAGAAAAAAUAAAUAAGAGGAAGCAUGAACCGCCGUUUUAUUUCGACAUUAAAAUGUUAGCCCAGCAAUGGAACUGCUAUGGAAACACGAGAGUGUAUCAUCAUACAAUGUCCCCUCCCUUGUUAUAUGCACUAAGGGCGUGUAUAAAAGAACUAGUGUCGCAGACAUUAGAAAAAUCUUGGGCUCGCCAUGCCACUACUCUUGCACACUUCCACAAAAGACUUCAAGAAAUGCCUGUAACUUUCUACGUGCCGAUACCCGAAGAACGUCUACCUACAGUCACAACUCUUGUACUACCAAAGAGAUACGACUACACAGAGUUUUGUGACUACAUGAGAACUAAACACAACAUCUUAAUAUAUGGUGGAGUCGGACCGACAGCAGGCAAGAUAUUGCGGAUUGGAACUAUGGGCAUGAACGCUACCAUCGAAAUGGCAGACAUAGUCGCUGAUGCUAUAUUGGAUACCCUAAAAGCACUCAAUAAAUCGUCACUUUAG
Molecule: messenger RNA, 1275 nt
Organism: Arctia plantaginis
Lineage: Eukaryota; Metazoa; Arthropoda; Insecta; Lepidoptera; Erebidae
Source: the annotation of a GenBank genome assembly